This is a messenger RNA of Raphanus sativus (radish), 2430 nucleotides long. Its product is annotated as pentatricopeptide repeat-containing protein At1g51965, mitochondrial. The coding region runs from base 147 to 2111 and encodes 654 amino acids. NCBI's taxonomy places the organism in Eukaryota, Viridiplantae, Streptophyta, Magnoliopsida, Brassicales, Brassicaceae. Gene Ontology annotation, molecular function: protein binding. The transcript is spliced from 2 exons. The record is from RefSeq and is a predicted model, not a curated record.
CACAAGGACGUGAAAACUGGGAAUAAGCGGACCAUUAGCAUUUAUAAGCCCAUUUGUACCAACUCAGGCCCAUUUAAAAUAAAAACGGUCAUCUACAACGAGGCUUCCUACUCAAAAGAGAACUCGUUCCCUUCUCCGCCGCAAACAUGAGGCUUCUCCGCCGCCGUUUCUUAAUCCUUAUCGAUGUAACUUCCGGAACCAACCGGCGAGGAUACGCCACCAAGUAUGUCGCCAAGGUCACUUCAUCAUCUCCCUCCGGCCGAUCUCUCUCCGCCGAAGUUUCUCUUCCCAAUCCCCUCCCCUCCGACGUACGCGGCUACCCUCUCCCUCGCCGUCACCUCAUCUGCCGAGCAACCAAUCUCCUCCUCCGCCGCGAAACCUCUUCCGACCCCUUCUCCUCCCUCUCUGACUACCUCUCCUCCCUCUCACUCUCCCUAACCCCCGACGAAGCCUCCGAGAUUCUCAAAUCCCUAAACUGCCCCCGCCUCGCCGUCGAUUUCUUCCACUUCGUCCCCUCCGUGUGCCCCGCCUCUCACCACGACCCGUUCCUCUACAACCGCAUCAUCCUGAUCCUCUCCAAGUCAAACCUCCCCGACAGAUUCGACCGCGUCCGUUCGAUUCUCGACCUGAUGGUGAAGUCUAACGCACGUGGCAACAUCUCCACCGUUAAUAUCUUGAUAGGUUUCUUCGGGGACACGAAGGAUUUGCAAAUGUGCUUAGGGCUGGUGAAGAAAUGGGAGUUGAAGAUGAACUCUUUCACGUACAAGUGUCUCCUUCAAGCUUACUUAAGGUCUCGUGAUUCGUCCAAGGCUUUCGAUGUGUAUUGCGAGAUUAGAAGAGGAGGGCAUAAGCUCGACGUCUUCGCUUACAAUAUGUUGCUUGAUGCUUUAGCUAAAGAUGAAAAGAUUGAUCAGGCUUGUCAAGUUUUCGAAGACAUGAAGAGAAAGCAUUGUCGAGGAGACGAGUAUUCGUACACGAUCAUGAUCAGGACAAUGGGAAGGAUUGGGAAGUACAACAAAGCUGUUGAUCUGUUCAAUGAGAUGAUAACCGAAGGGCUUACUCUUAACGUGGUUGGUUACAAUACUCUUAUGCAAGUUCUUGCAAAAGGCAAGAUGGUUGAUAAGGCUAUUCAGGUAUUCUCCAGAAUGGUGGAAACGGGUUGUCGACCAAACGAGUAUACGUACAGUCUUGUUUUGAAUCUUUUGGUAGCUGAAGGUCAGCUUGUGAAGUUAGAUGGGAUUGUGGAGAUGUCCAAGAGGUAUAUGACUCAGGGGAUAUACUCUUAUUUGGUUAGAACGUUGAGUAAACUAGGGCAUGUGAGUGAGGCUCACCGGCUGUUUUGUGAUAUGUGGAGCUUCCCUGUGAAAGGAGAGAGGGAUAGUUACAUGUCGAUGCUAGAGAGUUUAUGCGGCGCGGGUAAAACGGUUGAAGCUAUAGAGAUGUUGAGCAAGAUUCAUGAGAAAGGCGUGGUUACGGAUACUAUGAUGUACAACACUGUGUUCUCUGCGCUUGGGAAGCAAAAGCAAGUAUCUCAUAUACAUGAUCUCUUUGAGAAAAUGAAGAAGGAUGGUAGUCCAUCUCCAGACAUAUUCACGUACAAUAUACUCAUCUCGAGUUUCGGUCGUGUAGGAGAAGUUGACGAGGCUAUCAAAAUCUUCGAGGAGCUAGAGAGUAGUGACUGUAAACCGGACAUUGUUUCUUACAACUCUUUGAUUAAUUGUUUGGGGAAGAACGGUGAUGUGGAUGAAGCUCACGUGAGGUUCAAGGAGAUGCAGGAAAAGGGAUUAAACCCUGAUGUGGUCACAUACAGCACUCUGAUGGAAUGUUUUGGGAAGACGGAGAGAGUCGAAAUGGCGUAUAGAUUGUUCGAAGAGAUGCUUGUUAAAGGGUGUCAACCUAACAUUGUGACCUACAAUAUAUUACUUGAUUGUCUAGAGAAGAGUGGAAGAACCGCGGAAGCAGUUGAUAUGUACACAAGGAUGAAACAGCAAGGACUCACACCUGAUUCCAUUACUUACAGUGUUCUUGAACGGUUGCAAUCUGGCUCUCAUGGAAAGUCACGGAUUCGUAGGAAGAAUCCCAUAACUGGUUGGGUGGUCAGUCCUUUGUAGCCACGUGAAGGGGUCUUGAGGCUUUUUUUUCCAGUGAACUCUGUACAAACACCGUCUUCUCCGUAUUGUGAUGACCAGGUUAGAGCAAAAACCUGAAGCUCAAAGAUUAUCGCGUCACAUGGUUCUUUAAUGUAGUGGCACCUCAUUGUUUGUGUCUUGUUGAAUUAGUAAAGCUGGAAGUUCAGAAUAAGUUUAGGUACCUUGAUUGAUCAAGAAUGUGUUGCAUAGUCUUAUAAUAUUAUAACCCUUGUAGUAUCCAAAACUCGACUACGAAUUCUGUAUUAUUAAGUAUCUCAAUUUUAUUUAUCCAUUUGCAGUU